Messenger RNA from Acanthaster planci (crown-of-thorns starfish), 5870 nucleotides. It is a transcript of the gene shoc2, whose product is annotated as SHOC2 leucine rich repeat scaffold protein. NCBI's taxonomy places the organism in Eukaryota, Metazoa, Echinodermata, Asteroidea, Valvatida, Acanthasteridae. The record is from RefSeq and is a predicted model, not a curated record. Gene Ontology annotation, cellular component: cytoplasm. Gene Ontology annotation, molecular function: protein binding.
CUUUUGUACAGCCACUUAAUAGAUCACCAGUGAAGUCUCACCCUGCCUCGCAGCAAAAUCUACGAGAGAAAAGACGGAAAUUUCUGUCUUCAAAUGCCAUGAUAUCUAGGCAGAUCUUGCAAAAAUAACCUACUUGUACCCAUUAGCUUUUGGUUAAAGUGAAAGUGGAUUUAUCUGUCAAAACUUAGCGCAUGAGAGGAAACAAAUCAAGGUGGAAUGGUGGUGGUCCAUCAACUCACGCCUUGUAAUGCCCCUCCUGGAUUGGUACUGACAGAAGACAUUUGAUACUGUUCAUGUUAUGUGUCAGCCAAGGACACAGUUCUGAUGAAUCACAUUCAACAUGUGUUUGUAAAGUGAGUGCAAGCUUAAGUGUUUGGUUGACUCACAGGUCUUGUGUAAACUACAAAGAAACAGUUAUUAAGUUUUAUAACUGGCUUCUGGAAUAAAAUUCAUCUAGAUUUUGGUAAUUGGACACUUGCUUGUGAUUGAUGAUCGUUGGUCCUUAACUAUCAAGCAAGAUGAGUGCAUCAGGAAAAAGUGACAAGCAGAGUGCUACACCAGAAAGCACUAAGAAACAAGUAACUGUGAAAGUGUCUGAUAACAACAUCAAAAACACAGGCAAGAAGAAGCCGAGAUCAGCGCAUCCAGAUGUGGACCUAAGUAAGGAAUUUGCUCGAUGUAAGGAACGAGGAGAUACAAGAUUGGAUUUGAGCAAACAAUCAAUCCCUUCUCUGCCCAGUUCCCUGAAAGAGUUGACACAGUUAAGAGAGUUAUAUCUAUACGGCAAUCGUUUGUGUAGCCUGCCCGCUGAGACUGGUCACUUGUGUAACCUUGAACAGCUAGCAUUGAAUGAGAAUUCACUGACUACAUUACCCACAGAACUCAGCAAAUUACAUAAACUCAGAGUGCUGGAUCUCAGGCAUAACAAACUAAAAGAAAUUCCAGAGGUUGUACACUCAUUGUUUUCCUUGACAACCUUGUUCUUGAGGUUUAAUCGCAUCACUCAUGUUGGAGAAGGUCUUCAGAACCUCACAAAACUGACCAUGCUCAGUCUGAGAGAGAACAAAAUCCGAGCCCUGCCCAAGGGCAUUGGUAUGUUGGUGCAUCUCAUUACAUUUGACGUCUCACACAAUCAUCUGGAACACUUGCCUGAAGAGAUUGGUAACUGUGUGCAGUUGUCAUCAUUAGACCUCCAGCACAAUGAACUGCUAGACUUGCCACAGUCCAUUGGUCAUCUCAGAGCUUUAAGCAGACUAGGGCUAAGGUAUAAUCAGCUAACAGGUGUCCCACAAACUCUGAGCCAGUGUACAGAAUUGGAAGAACUGAAUGUUGAAGGCAACAAUAUAGCAACACUACCGGAGGGGCUUCUGUGCAGUCUUAGUAAUCUCACCAGUCUGUGUUUAUCAAGAAACAACUUCACAUCAUACCCUGUAGGAGGGCCACAACAGUUUGCUACAGUCUAUUCAAUAAACAUGGAGCAUAACCAGAUCAACAAGAUUCCAUUUGGUAUCUUCAGUUGCGCCCGUUACGUCACCAAACUCAACAUGAAAGAUAACAAACUCAUGGCCUUACCAUUAGAUGUUGGUAGUUGGAUAACCAUGGUUGAGCUAAAUCUUGGAACCAAUCAAUUAACCAAACUUCCUGAAGACAUCCAGCACCUGACAUCACUGGAAGUACUUAUACUCAGUAACAACUUUCUCAAGAAACUCCCUCGAGGUAUUGGCUGCCUGACCAAGUUGAGGGUUUUGGACCUCGAGGAGAAUAAAUUGGAGUCACUGCCCUCUGAGAUAGGAAAUCUGAAGGAACUUCAAAAAUUAGUGGUGCAAUCAAAUCAACUUGUGAACUUGCCAAGGGGGAUUGGGCGGUUGACCAACUUGACUAAUCUUGGAGUUGGAGAAAACAAUCUCAAUUCUCUGCCAGAAGAAAUAGGAACGUUGGAGUUAUUGGAGCAGUUAUACUUGAAUGACAACCCUAAACUGAAUGCACUGCCCUAUGAGUUAGCCCUGUGCAGUUCAUUACAAAUCAUGAGUAUUGAGAAUUGUCCACUAGCUAACAUCCCUCCAGAGGUAACUGCAGGAGGACCAUCAUUGGUCAUUCAUUUCCUGAAGAUGCAAGGACCAUACCGGAAUAUGGUGAACACUUGAGACUUAUUCAUAUUCAGGGACCACGUUGUCACAUGUAAGCCAUGGAGAUUGUUAAUACAUAUUCAAGGGCCAUCCUACAAGCAGCCUAUGACAUUUUAAUGCAGAUACCAGAGAAACAUGAAUAACAUUCUGGAAUCUGCAGUUCUUCAAUGUGGUGCUCUGUUGAGACACCCAAUUGUACAUACCCAGUUAUCCAGGGCCACAGGCGAGAAUGUAAGACUCACCAAAUAUACAAAUUUUGUACAGAAAGCAGAUAAUUAAUGUGUGUGUCUGUAAUAAAUUGAUACCAUCAGAACCGCCAUUGUGUUAUGUCUGUGAUACAUUGUGUUGCCAUGGUAAUGCUAACCAGAUACCGUACUGCCCAGUCACAUCUUCUUGUCUUUCCAUGUCUUUUUCCAAUGAGCUGUUAUCACUUCGUAUAACUUACUGCUCACAGCACCAUGUUCACACACAAGACCCAAGACUUCACACGUUACUGUGGAUUCCUGUCAGCAAAAUGGCUACAUACGCUACAUACUAAGAAAUGUAAUCGGUGCUUAAACUUGAAAGAAGUUGGUGAAUUUGCCAGAAAACUCACAGUCAUCUAACCUCUUUGCAUGGUGUCUGUACUUUGUAUUGUGUCGGUGAUUCUUUGAAAGGCUGCGUCUGAAUCACUUGGCUGUGGCUAGAAAAUACACACAAAUUUAUGGAAACUGGCUGUGGCCACUACCAUAGACUUGUGUGUAAUCUCUACCCGCAGCCAAGUAAUUCAGACAUGGCCAAAAGUACCAGUUGUUAGCCUGUUUUGAAUGGUUUACAGUGGGGGGGGGCAUUUGUAUUUACAAUGUGAAAGCUUUGUACUUCUUAGAGUUGAUUUUUUUUUUCUUUUUGUCAAUGCUGAUAUCAUCAAGGGGCUCCUAACCAAGUCAGAGUCACUUUGUCUGCAAGGUUGCAUAAGUCAACCAGACCAGAUCAUCUCAGACAGGUCAUCUUGACUGUGGCGUGCAGCACCAGUGGUUAUGUGGAUGUAGUGGUAUGAACCAAAGUAUAAAUGACCAAUCAAUUAUUGACUCUUCUCUUGUCAGGCUUGCCCAUUUAACCACUUGACGCUGGAUGACAUGUAAACACACAUGAUAUUCCUUAUUUGUUCCAUGGAGGAUGUGUAUGCUUCUGUUUUCAUUUCCGUGGUUGACAUUUUCAUGCGUCAUGCUUGGUUGGAGCAAAGCACAAUUGCUAGGUUGAAGAAUUUGUAGGUUAAAAAACCUGCCCCCAGCAGCUUUUCUAGGCAAAAAAAUCCAACGCUAACUGGCUAUCCAGGGGGUACCUCAGUGCUGUUGGGAUUGUCAUUAUCAUCAUAAGUACACUUGCUUCUAUGUAAACCUCUGAAUUUGUCUUUCAUUUGUACAAAUGAAUGGUACUAUUUGUUCAUCAGGUAGAAAGCUACGUGUGUUUGUAACCAGUAAGUUUCCUUUGCAUUUGUGUAGUAUCCUCAUACCGAUGUAUUUGCAGAAAAAGCAAGCGAGUCUGAGAUUUCCAACAACCUACAACAAAAUAUCUGCUACUUCCAUAGAAAACGCAAUGGGCAGAAGUACCUAGCUUGUGUGUCGAAUUCACCGCUAUCCCAUUUUGAUGAAAAAAACUAUAAAGAGAUCAAAUGAAGUUGUGUAAGUGGAACAUAGGAUGUAAUAAAUCUGUUACUUGGACAUUGUCAAUACAUGUAGGUACCAUGAAAUGGGUGGUGUUUAACAAGCUUGUAUGUAUGGAAGAUUGCCAACCAAAGGCCACUCCAGAACCUUUUUGUCGAAAAGAAGUAAGCAGAUCUCUUUCAUUGGGUGGCUUGGUGUUUGCUGAAUAAAAAGUUAGACGUCGUUAAUUUCAACUUGUCGCAUUUCCUAAUUGAGAACAACUCAUCAUCGGUUCAUGGUUUCCAAUUUAUUACCAAUGUGAAAGACAGAUUCUGAUAACUCAGUCUGCAUGCCAGUAGUGUUGAUUUUAUUGUCUACAGUUCUACUGAUGUCUGUUAGAACGGUACAUUGGCUGUGUUACAGAUUUCUCCAGUGUUCAUGCUUAGUUGAGGAAGUAGAUAAAAUGAAAGCCGGGCAGCAUCCUGUAACUAUCCUCUGUUUGAAUCCAGAACUAUUUGGCCAUGCCUAUGGAAUUAAGUACAUGUAUUUGAUACCUCGCACAUAGCCAAAUUCUUACGUAAGCUAUUACAGGUCCAUAUACUGAUGAUGUUAUGGUUGUAAGGCCGUAUUCUCAGGUUUGGACGACAGCUUCAAAGCGCCACGGCAAAGUGUCCAUGACUGUAAGCAGUGUGAUUUCACCAGUAUGGUGCACAGCCAUAAACCACAAAGUACCUUUUUUGCAGAAGAUAGAAAUUACGAUACCCUUUUCACAAUGUACUGUAUAAUGUCUAGCUGUAUUAAAGCAAAAAAUAAAUAAACAAACUACCUUGAAGUGUCUGGUUAAUGUACCUAAACACUUCUCUUUUGAGAUUAUAUUCUUGGAAGAACUAACAGAUAUUGGUUCACUUCAUUAUCUUCGGUGGUUGAAUUGAGACCGUAAGGAUUGUUACCCACGUUUUUGUAUGCCCUUUAUAAACCUGCCAGACUGAAUACAUUCGUUGUGUAAAUUAAUGUGCAUUUUUAUAUGUCGCCACAGCUAUAAAGGUGUGAUGUGUGUACAUUGUAGCUUUCAGUCUUUGUGAUGACAUAGUCUCGGUAAUCUCCAAAUGAAGCGUCGGAUUCAGUGUAACAUAGAGUGACAUUUUUAAAACAUAUUUGUAAAUUUGUAUCAGCUUUUAGAGCUUUGUUUUUCUACUAAAGGCUGUGAUUUUGUACAUGGGAUCAUGAUACGUUCAUGUUUGAUCAGACACGGACUUGUGUUGGUGCUUUACUAUCUUUACUAUCAAUUAGAUAUGGAGCGGUUGUAUAAAGUAAACGGAAACAAAACAUGUAGACUAAAACACCGCUAGUGUACUACUAACUUGACUGUGUUUUGAACAGGUAUUUCAUGCCUCCCUAAAUCCACCAUUGCCAAUAAAUAAAUCAAAUGGAAUAUUCCUGUCUAACAGCAACUUGAUGCUAAAUUUAUAAGACUAUGAAUAUGGAAUAUGAUUGCUUCAGUGUAAAUCUUGCAGAACAAGUCAUCGCAAGUGGUAUUUGGACUAAAGUAAAGGGAACAUUUUAAUUUGGAUAGAAUUCGGGAAAAUGAUUUUCACAAUACUUCUAUGAUGUGGAAUAUCUUGAUGCAUGUAGGUCGACCAAGGCUAAAACGAAGCCCGUUUGCCAGUUCAUGGAUUCAUUGUUCCAUUGUUGGUUAUAUUAAAGCGGAACGUAUCAGUAUAACAUACGAGGGUAAUAAACGGCUGGAAAGAAAUUUUCGUUCAAGCUGGUGACAUCUUGUCCCAAAUGCAGCAAAAGGGUCCUGGUUAGUGCCGAAUCAAUGGCCUUAAUUAAAACCUCGAAUCUGAUGUUUUCUGCUGACUUCAGUUCACAUCAACAAUAUUGGACAUGGUAUGACUGAGUGGUAUGAUUGAAGCUGAGGCAACAUAGUUUUAGUCCAUAGACCUAUUUAUAUUCAUUUUCUGUGUAUACGAAAUAGCCUGUGAUUAAAACGUUGAUAUUUGAAUUGGCGAACUUGCAAAUGGUUGUCACCUCGUUCCCUGAGGCUAUGAAGAAUUCUAAGUUCUAUAUCAGUAGAAGGUGAAUAAACUAUAGGUCAAACCGGCAGUUCCCUGGAUUCCAA